Messenger RNA from Fusarium poae, 477 nucleotides. RefSeq lists its product as uncharacterized. The transcript has a single exon. The record is from RefSeq and is a predicted model, not a curated record. Bases 1 to 477 code for a protein of 158 amino acids. NCBI's taxonomy places the organism in Eukaryota, Fungi, Ascomycota, Sordariomycetes, Hypocreales, Nectriaceae.
AUGCCACUAUCCGGUCCGGAAACCUUCCAGGACGGUAUCUGGCGAAAAACCCUACUGAGUUCUCCGUGGUUCGACUGCCCAACCUUCGAAAUCCUGUUAUCGAGACCUAUCGGGUCUAAUGAUCUCGACAUGACGCCUUGGGAGCCAGGCACGAGACUUGUCACCAGGGACCCACGUCACCCGGAGCUGUUAAUAUUGUUUUUGGAGAAGUGGUGGUUGGAGGCCGUGAAUUGGCAUAUGAGGAGGUUUGACAAUGGUGACUUGGUUUUACCCCUGACGGCGGGAUAUUAUGAGGAACAGUAUGGGUCCGAGGCCAUGAACUGGCCUACGUUCGGGGAGGAGGCCAAUAUCAAGAAUCAGUUCUGCAGUGGCGAGGAUUACCAACAGGUAGAGACUCGGAUUGAUGAGAGGUUUCCUGAUGACGGUGUGAUCGACGCUGCAAGAACUCUUGUGUGGUUCUCCGUUAUGAACCCGUGA